This is a messenger RNA of Abrus precatorius (Indian licorice), 771 nucleotides long. Its product is annotated as mitochondrial import inner membrane translocase subunit TIM14-1. Gene Ontology annotation, molecular function: ATPase activator activity. Bases 149 to 487 code for a protein of 112 amino acids. Gene Ontology annotation, cellular component: PAM complex, Tim23 associated import motor. NCBI's taxonomy places the organism in Eukaryota, Viridiplantae, Streptophyta, Magnoliopsida, Fabales, Fabaceae. The transcript has 4 exons. The record is from RefSeq and is a predicted model, not a curated record. Gene Ontology annotation, biological process: protein import into mitochondrial matrix.
CAUUCAACCCAACCGGACACAAGAUUAACUUCUCAAAUCUCACUCGUCAGUGUUUGUCUUCUUCGCAUAGCAGAGUUUAGUGGCUUUCUGAACUUACGAAUGAAGUGCCAAAGAUUUCCCUCAAUCUUUCAACUGCCCUAGGAAUUCAAUGGCUACACCAUUUUUAGCUGGCCUUGCUGUAGCUGCUGCAGCUCUUGCCGGCAGGUAUGGUAUCAGAACAUGGCAAGCAUUCAAGGCACGGCCCCCAAAACCCAGAAUGCGUAAGUUCUAUGAUGGUGGUUUUCAACCUACAAUGACAAAGAGAGAAGCUGCUCUGAUAUUAGGCAUCAGGGAAAGUGCAACUCCGGACAAGGUGAAGGAAGCACAUAGAAGGGUAAUGGUUGCAAACCAUCCUGAUGCAGGUGGAAGUCAUUAUCUGGCUUCCAAAAUAAAUGAGGCAAAAGAUGUUAUGCUUGGGAAGACAAAGGGAAGUGGAUCUGCAUUUUAACACAUUUUCAAUAUCUUAAUUCUGGACAUUACCCCCGAGUAAGAUUCAAACUUCUCAUUGGUGCUAUAUAUUUAGUUCCUGUCAGAAAUUGCAAUAAAGAGUGGCAAUGAAAUACCGUAUAUGGUGGCAGAAGUGUGUUGUACAGUUUUUGUCGUUGUUGUUAAUUAUGCUAACCUACGUUACAUUUUUUAUGACAUGAAGUUCUGGUGGCCGCCUUAAUUUGUCAUUGAAAUGAUCACCAUUAGAGUGAAAGCCUCAUGCUCAAAAUCCUGUUACUGCCAUGA